This is a messenger RNA of Rhodofomes roseus, 1811 nucleotides long. Its product is annotated as fructose-1,6-bisphosphatase. Gene Ontology annotation, cellular component: cytosol; cytoplasm. The coding region runs from base 446 to 1471 and encodes 341 amino acids. Gene Ontology annotation, molecular function: fructose 1,6-bisphosphate 1-phosphatase activity. The record is from RefSeq and is a predicted model, not a curated record. NCBI's taxonomy places the organism in Eukaryota, Fungi, Basidiomycota, Agaricomycetes, Polyporales, Fomitopsidaceae. The transcript has 7 exons. Gene Ontology annotation, biological process: gluconeogenesis; fructose 1,6-bisphosphate metabolic process; fructose 6-phosphate metabolic process.
GCUCGACCGAGACCAGAAUCGCUUCGCGCUACGAUUGAGUCGGAUUGCGAUCGCUACGCUACGAGCAGAAUCGCUGCGAGCGGCGCUCGACUCCGCCCGGAACUGGCCGGACGCUAUACGCUGCGGGCGCUACGCGCCCGCAGCGUGUAGGGUCUGAGAUUCGUACUUUCCGGGAUGAGGAGGCGGGACAGGCGGGCGCCCGGUUUUGGUAAGUAUGUGACAGGCGGACCCGGGCCGGAGGCGAUAGGAGGAAUGUGUGACGCAUGCCCCUAAAGGGCAAUGGCGUCCUCACCGUGCUCUGGAGCCUGCGCUCAUCGUCCGAAUAGUUCCGUCCGACCUCAGCCUCUACCUGGUCUCGGUCCCGUGUUUUCACCCAGUUUAAAUAGCGGCCAACCAACUCUACCGCUCUCUCACGUCUACCUUCUGCUCCAUCGUCUGAACCGCCAUGUCUGGAGAAGAGCCACCGAGCACUGACAUUAUCACAUUGACGCGCCAUGUAUUGAGCCAGCAGUUCAAUCUCGGUGCCGUAGCGACCGGUGAUCUCACCCUUCUCCUCACGGCCAUCCAGACGACGUCGAAAUUCAUCGCCACCAACGUCCGGAAAGCUCGUCUGAUCAACCUCAUCGGUCUUGCUGGUGAGACCAAUGUCCAGGGCGAGGAGCAGAAGAAACUGGACGUACUGUCAAAUGACAUCAUGAUCAACUCCCUCCGCGCGUCCGGGAAGACUGCCGUGCUCGUCUCCGAGGAAAACGACGAAGCCGUCAUCAUCGAGGACAAGCACAAGGGAAACUAUUGCGUCGUGUUUGACCCGCUAGAUGGCAGCAGCAACAUCGACGCCGGUGUAAACAUUGGUACCAUCUUCGGUAUCUAUCGUAUCAAGUCUGGCUCAGUAGGAACCAUCGACGAUGUCCUGCGACCCGGAAGCGAGAUGGUCGCGGCAGGUUACACCAUGUAUGGUUCGUCGGCGAACAUGGUGCUUACAACUGGCAACGGUGUCAAUGGCUACACACUCGACCCCUCGCUCGGCGAGUUCAUCCUGACCCACCCGGACAUCAAGAUCCCGCCUCGGGGCAAGAUCUAUUCCUUCAACGAAGGCAACGCAAUGUACUUCCACGAGCCCGUCAACAAGUACCUGCACAGCAUCAAGUACCCCGCCUCGGGCAAGUCCCCGUACAGCGCGCGGUAUAUCGGCUCCAUGGUGGCUGAUGUGCACCGGACGCUGUUGUACGGAGGUAUCUUUGGCUACCCCGACGACAAGAAGUCCAAGAGCGGCAAGCUUCGUAUGCUGUACGAGGCUUUCCCCAUGGCCUUCUUGACCGAGCAGGCGGGGGGUCUUGCCACCACAGGCACGAAGCGCAUCCUCGACAUCACGCCAACGAGCAUCCACCAGCGCUGCUCUGUGUUCCUCGGCAGCAAGGAGGACGUCCAGGACUUGAUGAAGUUCUACCAGCAGGGCAAUAGUGAGGCGUAAAGGAAUAUGCAGGAACAACGAUCGUGUAUACCAGUCGUAUGUAGUCAACUGAAGUGCAGCUGUACUAACUUUCAAUGUAUCAACAACGACAUACUAUUGGCUGCCUUACGUGCAAGAGAGCGACAGCGGCCUUAGCGCCAGAUGGAUAUCGAUAUGGAAGAGCGCACUACGCACAUUAGCCUCUCGAGGGUAAUUGUACUCAGUGGCGACGUAUACGACCCGCUGCCCGCAGCUGUAUUGCGGUACCUGCGUGUGAGACUAUACCUACAAGUGGUCAAAACAGCGCACUGUCGAGCUGUGUUGAGAAUGCGGCGUAGGCAGCUGGUACGUAUGAUGGACG